Pisolithus orientalis is the source of this 1224-nucleotide messenger RNA. RefSeq lists its product as uncharacterized. Gene Ontology annotation, biological process: actin filament bundle assembly; actin cortical patch localization. The transcript has 5 exons. Bases 115 to 957 code for a protein of 280 amino acids. Gene Ontology annotation, molecular function: actin filament binding; phosphatidylinositol binding. The record is from RefSeq and is a predicted model, not a curated record. Gene Ontology annotation, cellular component: actin cortical patch. Lineage: Eukaryota; Fungi; Basidiomycota; Agaricomycetes; Boletales; Pisolithaceae.
GGCCCUGUUCUAGUUACGUAAUACAUACACAGUCUUGGAGUCAGUGAGCAGGAAUCUCCCCCGACCACGACGACGUAUCUUCUCGUACCCACUAAUCGCACGAGACCCGCCACUAUGUCUAUGUUCGACAAAUUCAGGCGCGGAGCCCAGAAAGCUGGGAUCCAGGCGACAGCCUUCGUUCGUGAAAGCUCUACCCGCGUCGCAUCCGGUUCUAGAGAUUUUGUUCAAGGGUUCUCCCUCCCGGGCGAGGCAGAGAAGGCAGCAAAGAUCCUGGAAAGUUUUCUAGCUGACCCUGACCGUCCUGAGUCUGCACUCAACUCUAUACCAAAGGCUGUCUUACAGCGUGCACGAGGUCUCGCUAUCUUCCAAGUCCUCAAAGCCGGUUUCAUGUUCUCGGGCAAGGCAGGCUCAGGUCUCGUCAUCGCCCGUCUCCCAGACGGGUCAUGGUCCGCCCCUUCCUGUAUUGCGACAGGCGGUCUCGGGUGGGGUCUCCAAAUAGGCGCCGAUAUCACAGACUUUGUCGUCGUCCUUAACAGCGAGGAGGCCGUUCGUGCGUUCUCCAUGGGUGGAAACGUCACUGUGGGUGGAAAUGUCGGCGCUACGGCUGGUCCAAUCGGAACGGGUGGAGCUGUACAAGCGAGUCUUGCACACCCCGCGCAUAUGUUUUCCUACUCGAAGAGCAAGGGUCUGUUUGCGGGCGUAUCCCUCGAGGGAACGGUUCUAAUUGAACGCAAAGACGCUAACCGCGAAUUUUAUGGAUCUACAGUUCCAGCUCGAGAUAUCCUUGGUGGUCGGGUUCCCCCGCCCGAGGUUGCAUCCCGUUUGUAUGAAAUCAUCGAGGCAGCAGAGGGUCUUGACGAGACGGGCGUUCCGCAGGCGGCGUAUGUUCCUGGUGAAAGUGGCGAACAUAUGCCUCUGAGAGAACAUGAGAUGGUAUUUGAUGCGGGAGGACAUUAAAUGAUCGGGACGAGUGCCCGCUGCGUGGAUGCGGGCCAUGGGCCUGAAAGGAUGGUGCUGGCAUAACGUACUCUUUUCUACAUUUAUCAUAUAUCCUUUGCUCUUGUGUUUGCUAGCUUCUUGUAAUGACUGCAGUACUUGCUGACACUGUUAGUUGCCUUAGAAAAUAGGUGGGAUCUCUGCACUACUCGGGAACACCAGACGCUGGAUCUUCAUUAUUGAUCUCGAAAUACGGUACGUACGAUGAAGUGUUCAGGCGAGUGUGUG